Molecule: messenger RNA, 1086 nt
Organism: Daucus carota subsp. sativus
Lineage: Eukaryota; Viridiplantae; Streptophyta; Magnoliopsida; Apiales; Apiaceae
Exons: 5
Coding region: 76-918 (280 amino acids)
Source: RefSeq, a predicted model, not a curated record
ACAUCUCACCUUCAAAUCUCUCCCCACCAGUCAUUUAUAAAACACACACUGAAACUGUCAAACAUAACAUCUUGAAUGGCGCUACUUGCUUCAGUUCAUGCUACUCCAUUGUCUCUCAUCUCUAUAUCAAAACAUAACCCUUUUCCUCCAGUUAGAACAACAAGUCACUACAGAAGGUUAACUUUAAGUUCAUCAUCUUUGUCAUCUGCAUCACCAUCUCCAGCUGAGAGUAGUGUACAUGUUUCAUCAACUAGUUCUACCUCAACAGCAAAACUACCAUCAUCUAGCAAAACCCCUCCUGAUAAGGUGGUAAGUUAUGCGGUUUCGAGCAGCGGAGGAAGCCCAGUUGCUCGGUUUCUUCGUUCUACCGAGGCCAAUAUUGAACGGGUGAUAUUUGACUUUCGCUUUCUGGCACUUCUAGCUGUUGCGGGUUCAUUAGCCGGUUCAUUAUUGUGCUUUCUCAAUGGUUGCGUUUAUAUUGUGGAUGCAUACAAAGUUUACUGGUCAAGCUGUUCUAAAGGAAUUCAUACUGGACAGAUGGUUCUCCGUUUAGUUGAAGCUAUUGAUGUUUAUCUAGCUGGUACUGUCAUGUUAAUAUUUGGUAUGGGUCUUUAUGGAUUAUUUAUCAGUAAUAUUCCAAAUGAUGGCCCUCCUGAAACUGAUCGUGCCCUUAAAGGAUCUUCUCUGUUUGGGAUGUUUGCUUUAAAGGAGAGGCCACUAUGGAUGAAAAUCAGUUCGCUUGACGAAUUAAAGACAAAGGUGGGACAUGUGAUCGUCAUGAUUCUUUUGGUAAAAAUGUUUGAGAGGAGCAAAAUGGUGACCAUAGCCACUGGUCUUGAUUUAUUAAGUUACUCUGUAUGUAUUUUCUUGUCCUCUGCUUCCUUGUACAUCCUUCACAAUCUUCACAAGGGAGAAUAAAUGUACAUAAUAUCUCUAAACAUAUAUCGAACCUAAAUGUUAAUAGCCAAAGAGGGAAAAAAAAAAACAAUCUUAGUCUGCUGUGGUAAUUGUAUUCCCUCACCAUUAUGUCUUCAUUGUUAGUACUACAUGGUAAUAUGGUAUAGUUUGUCAAAACCAUUUUUCUCA